CUGGAGCUCCAAUUUUUUUGUCCGCGAGUUGGUCAGUUAUUAAUUGAAUGCUACCUAUUACUAAGCCUUAUUGUAGUGCGUUGUGGACUCACUACUGUAUGAAAAAACGAUUAAACAAUUUUUUUUAAUAUUUCAAUGAUAAAAUUGCUGAACUUUUCGCAGCGUUGUGCUGCUUUACCUCAAUAAUAUUUUGAACUUCCGUGAACAAAUAUCUGGGAGUUUAAAAAAUAACAUAUUUGUCUCUACUUUUGGAUUCCUAUUUAGGAUUUUUGUGAUCUGCGGUCGAGCGAUUGAAACAAUAUUUUGAUCUGUCUUCAUACUCAAUUAAAAUUCAAUUCCUUUCCAGUCAAAAACAAAUCCUACAAUUGAGUGAUUUUAUUUGCCGAACCGACGUGAUGAACGUGGCCAUACUUUAUCGGAAAAUAAAUCUAAAAUCUGUGUAUUCUUCAAUUCAAUUUCUUUUCGAUAUGUCUAAAUUGUUUUUAUUUCAAUUUAGUUUGUAUAAUGCGAUAUAUAUUGAUAAAAACUAUAUAGAAACCGUUUUAAACCCGUAGCCGAGACAUCAAAAGUGGAAGAUGGAGACGACGACAGUGGAAACCACGUCCAGCUAUCUUCCAUCUACCGGUACAACCGAGGGAAUGGCCUAUACCGCUAUCGCUGGAGUAUUUAUUGCCAUUUUUAUCGUUGCCAUCAUAGGAAACUCGGUUGUAAUUUACGUUCUUUUCCGCCAAAGAAGGACAUGGAACGUAACAAUAACAUAUCUAUUCAAUCUAGCUAUUGCUGAUGCCAUAUUUGCUUGUACAAUGCCAUUAUGGGCCCAAACGUACCUAAACCGCAUGGAAUGGAAUUUUGGUGUUGCAGCAUGCAAAAUUGUCGCUAUUGUCACAAGCGUCAAUAUGUAUGCUAGUAUAUUUUUCCUAACAGCCAUGAGUGUAGACAGGUGGAUAGCAGUUGUGCAUGCAACUACAAUAAAUACUGUCCGAAAUUCUGUUAUGGCAAGAUCAGUGUGUCUGGUCGUGUGGACGUCGGCCAUAUUGUUUUCAAUUCCACGCAUGAUUUACCAGAUUGUCAAAGAGUAUUCCAGGAAUGAAGUUUCUUCAAAUAUGACCGCAAAUGCUUUGGAAAAUGUUAGUGCUAGCUGGCAAACUACAGUAGCACCGGAGAACAACCCGAACAGCAUGUUUGUCUGUAUGUUCUUCGUGCCAGUCAGCGGCCACAAAAAAUUUGUGAUGGGAAUGCUUGAACUCAUCGAAGCCUGUGUUGGGUUUCUGAUUCCCAUGAUUGUCAUAUGUGUUUGCUACUUACGCAUUGUGCGUACGGUACGUAUGAAACUCAUAAGCAAACGUGUUCGCAAAGAACGCGUUGCCGUGUUAGCAGCGUUAGUGGUAACUGCAUUUUUCGUCUGCUGGUUACCGAAACAGAUGAUGUUUGCAUAUUCCGCAAUUUCAGGAUGGUGGGAUUGGUUUCCUUUCAACGAAUCUUUUUACAAUGCAGUUUAUCCAUUCUUCGUGUGUCUUGCGUACGCAAACAGUUGCGUCAACCCAAUUGUUUACGCAUUUACAACAACAAACUUCAAAAAUAACGUAAAAGAAGUGUGCGGGUCAAACUUAGCUGCCUGUAAGGAUACACGUGCGUACAAAAUGACUCUAGCACGUGAUGACAAUCGGUCUCCACUCACCCCUGAUAAAACGUGUAGCAGCGACACCAAGAAAGUAGUUGGGACAACAUCAACGAAGGAGAAUGGAAAUGGCAAUAAACAUAAAGAAGGCAUUCAUGAACUCAGCAGUAGUGAAGAUAUUUACGAGCCCUUUCACCCAGCAGGCAGAAAUGCCAGAGAAGCAGAAAGAGUCGGAAUCAAUGGGCCACCGGAGUGUCGUCACCUGGCAAUCGAUGAUACAACUUCCGGCGUUUAUUACGAAUAUUUCUCGUCGCCUCCAGUGUUACAAACAGCGCCUGAAGAAAGGCGACUCAACUUUACGACAAGGGCAGACAUAAUAAAUCACAAUGACAAUGAUAAGACUCAUCAUGAAUGGGAGCCUCUCAGAGGCAUCGAAGCGAAAUCAGCCGAAGUAAGAGAAUGAAAGAUGAAUUUCUUCACCUAUUGACCACUGUGCAUUGUUGGGAGGUCUCAGAAUGAGACGAGCUAUCUUUCCUUUAUCAGAUUGACGAAAAAGCACUCAAUUAUAGCAAUACACGUGAAUAUAAGGAAAAAAAUCAUGAUAAUAUAGUUCCUGCCGUGUGUGAAGUAGAGAUAGACCGCGUUUUGGAGGUACACGUUACCAAUCACCCAUCUUUGAUUAGGUAUAAAAAUAAUUAUUCCAUGAUAUGAAAAUUGGAAUUUUCAAGAGUCAACAACAUACUGAAAUAUGGAUUAAAACAACACUGUAUUGACAGGAAACAUAGUAAUACAUGUAUAAAUACAUCAUUCAAAAAUGUUGCCCGUGAAACAAUGGGGAUAGAUAAGCUGAUAACCACCCAACAUUUCACUUCUACGUUUGCUCGCUAAUGCAACCAACAUAGCUUUUAGUGCGACCGACUGAUUUAGUGCUCGUUUUUUAUAUCUCUCGUGUACAAUAAAUUCAUUAGUCCUUGUGAAAUAUAUUAUUUAUGACUCUGUAUAUGUAAACUUUCAAUUUCAUCAAUACAAUCAAUUAAGAGCUGUUGAAACGUUGAUAAAUUGUUUUAUAACAGCAACAGAAAAUAGUCUAUAUCGUUACUCGCGCAACAGUUUUUCGAUAAUAUGACGUCAUAAUUAUUGUUUUUGACUAAAAUCGAUAUAAACCUUGUAUAGCACAGAUUUCAUUUUGUACGUAUAUAAAAAAUUAUAAAAUACAAUAUAUAUAUCAUUUCAUAGUCCGAUAUCCAACAACAAGCAUGUUUUAUGUGACGUAAAUAUCUGUAUAAGCCAUGCAGGAAAUUCAGCUAUUCCUUUUCUACAACAGUCAUUUUUUACUUUUAAUAUGGGUCGUAUGGGUAGUACUAUGCUAAUUAUUUGUAAUUCUGGCAAAUGAUUUUCUGUACAACAGUCUAAAUUUUUCAAUGUGAUAAAUGACCUUUUAUAAACUUUUUGUUCCUUUUUAAACAUUUUGGACGAGUUUCAAUAAUAAAAUACAAAAUUGCUGCUUACUUUUUACCAUUUAUGUUUUGAUAACUUAUGGAGGGGAAAAUUGUGUAAAAUAUUCAUGUAGUAUGCACGUGCUUUUUUCAUACUGUGUUACAACGAAAAUAAGACCUAGCCUAAAUUUUAAAAAUGAUUUUAAUAUAAGCCCUCCCCUUAAAAUAGGACCUAGUCGAUAACUAGAAAUCUCUCUUACUCGUUUUAAAUGAUUAAUAAUCUAUGUUCAGUAGUUAUUUUAAAUAAAAACGUGUUAUUUAUAAGUAAAUGGAUAUCGGUUUUCAUAUUUUGUAUAUUCGAAAAUCUCGUAAUUCUCUACUUUGUAAUUUUGUUUUUGAUAAAUGAAAAUAAAAGAAAUACCGACAAAAAUUAGCCCUAGUGCUAUUUUUCGAAAGAAAUUUGAUAUAAGUCCCAGUCUUAUUCUCGGGGAAACACGGUAUAUUAUUUCUGGCUUUAUUUUCAAUUUUUAUAGCAAAUCGAAAGCAGCUGCUUCCUAAUGUAAAAUCUAAUAUGAUUUUCUAUCAUAAAAUAAUCUGUAUUGAUCGCAAUGUUAUUAGUCAUAAGCCUCCUUCUUGAUAAAUGUUCUCUACCUGAUAUAAAGUGCAAGCACUGCCUUGGUUAACGAUGUUUAUUUCUAGGAGACUUAACGUUACACCAAGCUAUGGAAUAUCAUUUCUAGAAACCCAUUGGAUUAUAUUAGUUGACUCCAUCCGAUUUGUGGAGUAUGUUAUAUUUCGACUUAAGAAUCAUUUAAAAUUCUGUACGGACACGUAUAUUUUAAAUUAAUGUAGUUUUUGCAUCGGAGUUUUAGGUUUUUACUGAAGACCUUAAUAUAAGCUUGCAAAUUAUUAGUAUAUAUAUACUUGAUUGCGACUGGAAUUUUUUUAAAUAUGUUUAAUUGUUUCUGUGUGCCAGUGGUACAUUUUUUCCGUCUAUAAUUUUUGUUAUAGGGAUAAAACAAUAUUCUAUGCUAUUUUUGUAUGUCUUGUCUUUUUGCUUUUAAUAAAUUUACACAAAUUCACCAUGA
Styela clava is the source of this 4142-nucleotide messenger RNA. Its product is annotated as type-1 angiotensin II receptor A-like. Gene Ontology annotation, molecular function: G protein-coupled receptor activity; neuropeptide binding. Lineage: Eukaryota; Metazoa; Chordata; Ascidiacea; Stolidobranchia; Styelidae. The record is from RefSeq and is a predicted model, not a curated record. Gene Ontology annotation, biological process: neuropeptide signaling pathway. Gene Ontology annotation, cellular component: neuron projection; plasma membrane.